ACCAGAUAUCUUCAAUGAAGGUACCUGGUAAAGAGUCGACACAUACUCUUGUAACGGCAGCAGCAGCUAGCUAGAGCUAUUGUACUUGUUCAAGGCACAGCUAUGCCACUCAGGAAGAGGAGCAACAGGAGCAGUCUCUCUCAGGCAGGGGCUCCAGCAGGCAAGAGGGUUCUGCUGUCGUGGAAUAGAUCAUCAUUUGGUCGUAUGAUGGAGGCCAUUGGAGUGGGGCUGGGAGGAGACCAACACACCACCCUGCCCAUUGAACCAUCCAUGCUCCAGAAGAAGCUUUCAGCAUCCUUCAGUUUUGACAAACCUGCAGUAACUGAGUUCUGUGAAGGUCUGGCUGAUUACUGUGCUAAUAUACAACGCUUCAGAAUGGCACUGUCUCCUGCCAAAGCUGCUGGUGGUGCUCACAUAACUGUGAGGGUGUGUGGUCUUGAGAGCCUCAUACGCAUUCUCCUGGGAGUGGACUGUCUGCAACCCUCCAUUGUAAUACUCCUUCUUGACAAACUAUCUGCCAGCACAAUGGUUGGUCAGAGCUCCAAGGAUGAGCAAGAGUUGUCUACACUGAUACUGCAUCAGCUACAGAUGUUGGACCACCUUGUACAGGGAAAGGAGUUUUGCUCUAAACUAAUGGAGGUGGUGGGUGCAGUUUCCCCUGAAGUGCAAAGAGAGAUUGUUACUGCUCUGCCACACAUUGUAGAUGAUCCACAACAUGGUGAAGCAGCCAUACUACUCAAGUCCAUGCUCAGUGACUCUCCAUUACUUACUGCUCCAAUAAUGGAUGCUUUAUCCAACCUAAUCAUUGAUGGACACAUUGCAGCAGAGAUUCUGGAUAUAGCAAUGGAACAAUUGCAAACUGCCACUUUGACUGACCUCCCAGCCAUUAUACAGUUCAUCAUGCAGCAUGUCACAACUAAGAAUGCUCAAGAGCUCAUUGGAGAGUUCCGGUCUAAACUGUGUCUGGACUUCAGUCCCCUUCAUGCUAAUGUGAUGACCUCUACGCCCCUUCAUGCUCCUAGGGGGACCAGGAAAGUAUCUGCUGAACUAUCUGCUCACUUUGUAGUGUUUGACAGCAUUGCUGCCAUCACUAGACUACUCAAGCCUGUCGCUGAUGGUUGGCUAAAGGCUAUAGAGGCUGUUAGUGAACCUAGCGAUCAUCGGGUCAUCGACAUUCUUGUUCUUUUCUUCCUCCACUCCAUCCGAGGACGGAGGAAGAGUGUAGAGACACUACUGACCAAUAAGAUAAGAGCUGGGGCUUUCAGUGAUGACCUCAUCAGUGAAACACUAGGAUCCCAUGCUAAGGCACUGACGGAAUAUUUCUCGUCCAUCUUGGUGCUGUGUGAUAAUCUAAUAUGCUCUGCGUCACCAACUGUUUCCUCGUUUGCUGCCUCUCUCUACAAGCACCUCUUUGCAGCGCUAGACAUACCCUACCAACAGGCGGUGGUGGGAGCGCUCAUAAUGCACAUCAACAAUGGUUUGAGUGGCGAGGUGGACAGAGCGCUGAGUCUUCUCCUGGAUCUAGUCCACACACACUUCACUGCCAUGCAGCGAUUUGCAGUACUCGUUAAGGGAGUGUUGGAUCGACUGGAGUACUUGACUACAGCUCAGAUACGCAAGUUGUACCAAGUGCUGGCAGUGUUGGGGUUUUCUGACCCAGAAAGGGGAUCAGCCAUUCAAGAUGAGCUGAGGAUACUCAUUCGCAAACAGUUGCUACACACUGAGCAAAGCUACCGUCAUAUGGGCAUCAUAGGAGCAGUGACAAGCGUGAAGCAGCUCACAAAUGAAGGGGACCCACUGUCCUCAUCCUUAUCCCUCACUGCCUCCAGGAAACAAAUGGCUGACUCACUGUUGGACCAGGUGAUGGAGCUCUGCUCUGUUAGUGUAGAUUCUAUGAUAUUGUUUUGUGAGGAGAUGGCAGCAGUGGCCCCAGCUCUGGAGGAACACACACUCAGAGCACUGUCAGAACAGGUCACCUCUAGCUUCCAGGAUGAUUAUCUGGUAGAUGCAGCAGAUCCUCUGCCUACUGGAGCAUCACUCGUACACGCACUGGAUACCGUGGAUGAAGGUUGUAUUGCUCUCAACAUCUUCCCCCUGGUGGGGGGCGAGGGGGCUGAGGGGGUGAGGAGUCUAGCCGCACGCUUUCAUUUAUUGAAAGUGUGUGAGGCGGCGGUUAAUGGAAGCCUUGAGGGAAUAGAUGCUCUACUAGGGUGUCCGGUUGUACUGCCUCCUGAAGACCAGUUAACUACAGCGGGAUUAGAGGGACUGUCACUGGACAAGUGUCAGGAGAUCUGCCUCUCUCUCUUCCACACCAUCAACUGGUAUAGAGAGCUAGUGUGUGGGUUCUCUAGCGAGACAGACCCUGACAUGCGAGGGAAGGUAUUGCUCAGACUCACAGGGAUCACAGAGCUCACUGAGGCCUUGGACAGAGCUAUGGCUGCCACACCAGGUUGGGUACCGCCUCUUGUCAACUCAUGGACACCAACCACUAAACCCAAGAAGAAGACGAAUGAAGUGAGCCUUGCAUCACUGACUGCUGCCACUGUCAAUGUUGACAAGGAGGUGACAAUAGCUGCUACUGACAAGAGUGGUGGUGUAGGGAGGAUCAAGGGCUUCUUCAGGGAGCUGGAUCUUGGUGUAUUCAAGAGCCUGGGGUUCGGAGUCCUCUCUCGCACUUUCCUGGAUUCUGAGUUCCACACUAGGAGCAAAGAUGAGCUCAAGAUCAGACCACCUCAACUAGUCUUCUUGCUAGAGGACCUCCAGUCCAAGAUCAGCACUGCCUUCACUGUGUUUGGCAGCAAGGGCAAGAGUGGUCACUUCACUGGUGGUGAACUCUCCAAGAUGAUGGAAACCAUUCUGCCUAGUUUGUGUGAUCAUCUUGACAGCACUUGUGCAUUCUUCCAGACUCAGCUGGAUGAUAAUGACGGUAUAGUGGACAUGUGUUGUUCCCAUGGCGACUACCCUCAUCAUUGUCUCUGCCUCCAUCUCCUGCUCAAGAGUCUCGCUACCUUCUUAUCUUGGCCACUUCUAUUGGAUAGAGACUACAGUAACCUACUCUCCUCCUGUAUGGAGACUCUGGCUGCUAGGAGACAGGCCACACCCACUGGCCCUACCCUACCUCAACAAGCCACAGAUGCUUGCAAGUAUCUGGAGGGCUGUGUCAGUGUACUGCCCACCCUCACUUGUGCUCACUCUCUAGGAAAGCUGUUGGUCGCUCUCACUAAAGUGUGUAAGGCCAGUCACCUUCACACAACCAUAGGGGAGGUGUGUGGGCGGCUGUUGAGGAGGGUGUGGCUUGUGAGUGAGGCCACACCCCUUAGGAAGGAUGCUCUCGAAUAUCUACUUAAGUAUCACCUUGAGUGGGCGAGGGAGCCCCUAGUCGUUAUAGAGCUAAUUAGUGGAGAGGCUGUCCUUGAGUUGAUAGGGGACAAUGCUGUAGAGGAGGCCACCAAAUACCCCACUCUCACAAAGGCUAGCUAUUCCUGGUACUAUCGUGUCAUGAUGUCCAGUCUAGUCCACCAGAUCAAGAGCUUACCUCCUCCUCCUAAGAAAGGUCACCCUCCCUCACAAGAGGAGCUAGAGGAGAGACUACAUGUGCUUGAGGUAGCUGCUAGAGUGCUCUUCAUUCUAGUCAGCCAAGUCAAGUCCUUCUAUAAGAGUGCAGUCCUCUCAUCAUGUCUCAAGAAUGGCCGUCAGUUUGUGGAUGCCUUCCUCAGGUCCGGUAUGCUAGUGCUGGAUGGACUCUUCAAGACCAGAAAGGAUGAUGUGAUAGCAUUGCUCAAGAAUCUACAGCAAAGCACUAGAGUACUACAGAGUUAUUGUGGACACAGUAAGGUGGCCAAGGACACUAACCUCAUCAACAAUGUGCCUCAACUCAAGAAAACUCUCGAGCAGUUCUUGUUCAAAGUCAAGGAGCUCCUGAGCAGUCAUGGCUGUGCAGAGGCCUUCUGGAUGGGUAACCUCAAGAAUAGAGACAUAAAGGGUAGAGAGAUUCUGUCCCAGCUACCCCAGGAAGAGAGUGAUGAUGAAGGUGAGAGUGUCACUAAUAGUACGAGUACUGACAGGACUCUUGGAGAUGACCCCACCAGUCAAGUGGAAGACUAAUCAAUAAAUAACCCUACAGGACAAUCAUUUAUCCCAUGCCACUUGUUCACUUAAUUGUUCAUUAUUAACAUUGUUUUUUUGUAUUAUUAUUAUUAGUGUCAAUAAACAACUGAUCGUCAUGACAACAAUUGAAAGUGAAUAUGA
Messenger RNA from Halichondria panicea, 4248 nucleotides. Its product is annotated as Fanconi anemia group D2 protein-like. Gene Ontology annotation, biological process: homologous chromosome pairing at meiosis; double-strand break repair involved in meiotic recombination; mitotic intra-S DNA damage checkpoint signaling. Gene Ontology annotation, molecular function: DNA polymerase binding. The record is from RefSeq and is a predicted model, not a curated record. Lineage: Eukaryota; Metazoa; Porifera; Demospongiae; Suberitida; Halichondriidae. Bases 103 to 4104 code for a protein of 1333 amino acids. Gene Ontology annotation, cellular component: condensed chromosome; nucleus. The transcript is spliced from 34 exons.